AUGGUUUCCCAGAACCUCAGCCUCCUUCUUUCAGUCCUCGUGGCCACUGCCAACGCGGCACCUGCUGCGGAAGCAUCUCUCUCCGACACUGUGAUUGCCAAGCGUGCCAGCGCCUGCUCCUUCACUGGCACCGUCGACGUCACUAAGGUGGCUGCCGCCUUGCCAACGUGUUCGUCCGUCACUUUCAACGCCGUCACGGUCCCUGCUGGCAAGACGCUUGAUCUAUCCAAGUUGGCCGACAAUACGGCUGUCAACUUCCAGGGCACCUCAACCUUCUUAGUGCAGAAGGGCUUCGCUGGUCCUCUUGUCAACAUCGGCGGCAAGAACAUUGUCGUCACCGGCGCAGCUGGCGCCGUUCUCGAUGGCCAGGGUGCACAGUACUGGGACGGCCAGGGCAGCAACGGCGCUACCCCGAAGCCUAAGUUCCUGGCCGCUCACAGUCUCACUGGAACCUCGGCCAUCAACAACCUCAAACUCCUCAAUACGCCCGUCCAGGCCGUCAGCAUCAACGGAUGCGACGGGCUCAAGAUCAACAAGAUGACCAUCGACAAUUCGGCCAGUGAUGGCCUGGCCAGCAACAAGAUGGCCCACAACACGGACGGUUUCGACAUCGGCGCGAGCAGCAACAUUGUCAUCGAUGGCGCGGUUGUGCACAACCAGGACGACUGCGUGGCGAUCAACUCCGGAACGGGCAUCACAUUCCAGAACGGAAAGUGCACUGGCGGCCACGGCCUGUCCGUUGGCUCCGUGGGCCAUGGAAGCACCACCGCCAGCAACACCGUCAGCAAUGUCAAGUUCCUGAGCAGUUCGGUCACAAACUCGGCGAACGGUAUUCGCGUCAAGUCGUUCUUCGACGGCACCGGCAAGAUCGACGCCGUGACCUACAGCGGCAUCACGCUCUCAGGCAUCACUGGCCACGGCAUCCUGAUCGAGCAGAACUACGACGGCGGCGACCUGUCCAAGACCCACGGCCCCGGCUCCGGCGUACCCAUCACCGGCCUGACAAUUUCGGGCAUCACAGGCACCGGUGGCGUGACCAGCUCUGGCACCAAUGUCGCCAUCGAGUGCGCCUCCUGCACCGGGUGGACCUGGAACUCUGUGGCUGUCACGGGCGGCUCGAAGUUCUCCUGUGUGGGCGAGCCCUCUGUUAUCCCCGCUGGUGUAUGUGCAUAA
This is a messenger RNA of Didymella exigua CBS 183.55, 1173 nucleotides long. Its product is annotated as glycoside hydrolase family 28 protein. Gene Ontology annotation, molecular function: polygalacturonase activity. Bases 1 to 1173 code for a protein of 390 amino acids. Gene Ontology annotation, cellular component: extracellular region. The record is from RefSeq and is a predicted model, not a curated record. Gene Ontology annotation, biological process: pectin catabolic process. The transcript has 3 exons. NCBI's taxonomy places the organism in Eukaryota, Fungi, Ascomycota, Dothideomycetes, Pleosporales, Didymellaceae.